UUGGAGACAGUUCGGGUGGCCGUCUACACUAAGGGAUGGCAUCACCAAGAGUAGCGCGGCCGCGGCCCGGCGCACGGUGGCUCCCCGCGCCCGCCCCAGGAAGCUCCAGAAGCAGACUUCCACUACUAGGGACAAAAUUAUGGCUCUGGAGAAGAUACAUGAAGAAGAGCUAGAGGAGCCGACCUUGGCUCGGAUCUUGGGAACCAGCACUGUUUUCCGGGGACUUGAACAACCGAAAUUGUCAAUCAGAGGCCUUCUCUUGCCAAACAGGAUCAAAGAGCACUUUCAUCAUGGGCAGGACGCCAUGUCCAGUGGGGAGUGGGAAAAGGCUGUACUCUCCUUCUCCAAAGCCAUCAACCUUAAUCCCCAGCUGGUGGAAUGCUAUGUGCUUCGGGCUGAGGCCUAUCUCCAGUUGUGUGACUUUGCUUCAGCGGCCCAGAACUUUCGAAAGGCUGCCCUGUUAGCCCCUCACCGGGCCCAGUUUAUGGACCGCCUCUGCUUUGUCCUCUAUCUGGAGGGCCAGUGUCUCUUUGAACAACAGUCAUACAUGAAAGCCUUAGACCUCUUCACCCAGGCUUCGGAGCUGCAGCCUAAUAAGCCCUCCUACCGCUUCCGCAGCAUCGCUUGCCUUUUGGCCAUGAAACGACAUCAGGAAUGCCUCCAGAUGAUCUCAAAAGAGUUGAAGCAGAAGCCCAACCCUGAUGUCUUCAUCCUCCGGGCACGACUCUAUAAUUACUUCCUAAAGCCGAAUCAAUGUUACCAGGAUCUGCACCGAGCCCUCAGCAUUAAGUCUGAGCACCCUGAGGCCAACACACUGCUGGAGAAAUUGUUGGCCCAGGCCAGGAAGGCCCGGGAGGAAGCAGUGGUCAUGGCCUUGAAGGGGAGCCUGGAGGAUUCUUUGAUCCGGAUCAACUGUGCCAUUGAAAAUAGCCCGAUGGACCCUGGCUACUACUUGUUCAGGGGCACUCUGUUUCGGAGGCUUAAAGACUUUGAUGCAGCCAUUGAAGACUUUCUCAAAUCUCUGGAGUUAUGCCCAGAAGACGAGGAUAACGAGAUUGCCAAGCAGGCCCAGCGCCAGCUGCUGCUCACCUACAAUGACUUUGCGGUCUUCUGCUAUAGCAAGGGUGCCUAUGAGGAAGGUGUGUUGCUCCUCAACAAGGCCCUAAGGGGAGAAAAAAGAGAGAAGGGCAUCUACAUCAACAGAGGGGACUGUUUCUUCAAACUUGGAGAGCUGACCUUUGCUGAAGCUGAUUACCUGGAGGCACUGACACUGGCCCCUGGGGACCAGGGUGCUCGGUACCGCAUGGGGAUGCUUCAGGAGAAGCUGGGCCUUCGUAAACAUCACCUGAGACAAUACCACAAGGCUGAAAAACACUUCACUUCUGCCAUUGAGUACAACCCAGAGAGAGCAAACUUCUACCUCCUCCGUGCCAAGAGCCGACUAAUGCUGCAGGAUAUCUUUGGGGCUCGUCAAGAUGUUGCCACUGUGCUGCUUCUCAACCCCAAACACCCUCAGCUGGUUCCUAUGAUGGCAAACCUCUUCCCCGGCCUAUCCACAGAGGCUGUGCUGAAUAGCAAGACAAUGGUGAUGGCUAAAACCAUCCUGGAGCGGGCACUGCAGAACCAGAUUCUCCACUUCCCCCAGGAUAUCCUGGGGCUCCUGAACAAGGAUGCUUCCAUGGAGAAGGAUCUGAACAAGAUGCCAGACACCACUCCCUCUACAGAGCAGGCCCCUAACUCUGGAGAGACAGGGCUCCUUGACAACAUUUCUUUGAGUCCCACAUCAGAGAACCAGUUCCUUAAGGAGCAGGCUAUGAUCGAGAACAACCCAAAGCUAGCAGUGAGUCAAGAGGAACAUCCUGGAAGCUCCACAGGGAACCAGGCUUCUACUGGGCAGACCCCCUCCUCGGAGGCCCAGACCGCUGCCACAUAGACCCGAGUGAAGGCCAAGCCACAGUGGUCUUUCCCUGAACCAGUACGUUGACAACCCUGCCUCCUCUUUCCCAAGCCCAACAGGUGGGCGCUGUCCACAUCCACCCUUGCAUUCUGGGGGUAAGGGACAGGUCUGUGAGAUAGACCUCUUGACACUGAGGAAAAGCCCUCAGCUCCUC
Messenger RNA from Dromiciops gliroides (monito del monte), 2111 nucleotides. It is a transcript of the gene TTC16, whose product is annotated as tetratricopeptide repeat domain 16. NCBI's taxonomy places the organism in Eukaryota, Metazoa, Chordata, Mammalia, Microbiotheria, Microbiotheriidae. Gene Ontology annotation, molecular function: protein binding. The record is from RefSeq and is a predicted model, not a curated record. The transcript is spliced from 14 exons. Bases 140 to 1933 code for a protein of 597 amino acids.